GGUUCAGGGGUGGGGCUGCCAGCCGAUGGUCUCCUCCUCCGGCGGGCGCUGCGGCGGCCUCCCGAGAGUGGCGCGGGACGGGACGGGUGUGGAGCUGUCUGCUGGGUGAUUGCCGCGGCCCGCGUCCGGGUGGCCCAGCUCUCUGUGGCUCCUUCCCUGAGAGGUGCUGUUACGGCGACUGCACGGAGUCCUCGCCGAGCCACUCCAGCACUCGAGCUGCGUGCGCGUGGAGUGGGAUCCGCGAUCACGAGUGGCUUGGACGGCCGCGACCCCCGAGGCUCGGAAGGGACCGAGCACCGCGAAGCUCUGCGCCGCUUGCUGUCCGGGGCUGCUCAGCUGGGCGCGGGCUGUCGGCGAGAAGGGACUGCCCCGGCUUCCAGCUGCUGUCGCCUCUGUGGACCUGAGCGCCGUGGGGAUUUAAAGAGCGGAACCGGGCCAACCGGGGGCCCGGGAGGGGGCAGGCGGAGGCCGACCGCAGCCGGAGAGAGGACUAAGAUUCCAGAUGGCAAAUUCUAUGAAUGGCAGAAACCCUGGUGGUCGAGGAGGAAACCCCCGCAAAGGUCGAAUUCUGGGGAUUAUUGAUGCUAUUCAGGAUGCGGUUGGCCCCCCCAAGCAAGCUGCUGCGGAUCGCAGAACUGUGGAGAAGACUUGGAAGCUCAUGGACAAAGUGGUAAGACUGUGCCAAAAUCCCAAACUUCAGUUGAAAAACAGCCCACCAUAUAUACUUGAUAUUUUACCUGAUACAUAUCAGCAUUUGCGGCUUAUAUUGAGUAAAUAUGAUGACAACCAGAAACUUGCCCAACUGAGCGAGAAUGAGUAUUUUAAAAUCUACAUUGACAGUCUGAUGAAAAAGUCAAAACGUGCAAUAAGACUUUUUAAAGAAGGCAAGGAGAGAAUGUAUGAAGAACAGUCACAGGACAGACGAAAUCUGACGAAACUGUCCCUUAUCUUCAGUCACAUGCUCGCAGAAAUCAAAGCAAUAUUUCCCAGUGGUCAGUUCCAGGGAGAUAACUUCCGGAUCACAAAAGCAGAUGCUGCUGAAUUCUGGAGAAAGUUUUUUGGAGACAAAACUAUUGUACCAUGGAAAAUAUUCAGACAGUGCCUUCAUGAGGUUCAUCAGAUUAGCUCCGGCCUAGAAGCAAUGGCUCUAAAAUCAACCAUUGACUUAACUUGCAAUGAUUACAUUUCAGUUUUUGAAUUUGAUAUUUUCACCAGGCUAUUUCAGCCUUGGGGCUCUAUUUUACGAAAUUGGAAUUUCUUGGCUGUAACACAUCCAGGAUACAUGGCAUUUCUCACAUAUGAUGAAGUUAAAGCACGACUGCAGAAGUAUAGCACCAAACCUGGAAGCUACAUUUUCCGGUUAAGCUGUACUCGACUGGGGCAGUGGGCCAUUGGCUAUGUGACUGGGGACGGCAAUAUCUUACAAACCAUACCUCAUAACAAGCCCUUAUUCCAAGCCUUGAUUGACGGCAGCAGAGAAGGCUUUUAUCUUUAUCCUGAUGGACGCAGUUAUAAUCCUGAUUUAACUGGAUUGUGUGAACCUACACCCCAUGAUCACAUAAAAGUUACACAGGAGCAAUAUGAACUCUAUUGUGAAAUGGGCUCCACUUUUCAGCUCUGUAAAAUCUGUGCAGAGAAUGACAAAGACGUCAAGAUUGAGCCUUGUGGGCAUUUGAUGUGCACCUCAUGCCUUACCGCGUGGCAGGAGUCCGAUGGCCAGGGCUGCCCCUUCUGCCGUUGUGAGAUAAAAGGAACUGAGCCCAUAAUUGUGGACCCCUUCGACCCCAGAGAUGAAGGUUCCAGGUGCUGCAGCAUCAUCGACCCCUUUAGCAUGCCCAUGCUGGAUUUGGAUGAUGAUGAUGAUCGAGAGGAGUCCUUGAUGAUGAACAGGCUGGCUAGUGUUCGAAAGUGUACAGACAGGCAGAACUCACCAGUCACAUCACCAGGAUCCUCCCCACUGGCCCAGAGAAGAAAGCCUCAGCCAGACCCUCUCCAGAUCCCCCAUCUCAGCCUGCCACCAGUGCCUCCUCGUCUGGAUCUCAUUCAGAAAGGCAUUGUCCGCUCACCCUGUGGUAGCCCCACUGGUUCACCCAAGUCUUCUCCAUGCAUGGUGAGAAAGCAAGACAAACCACUCCCAGCACCACCUCCUCCCUUAAGAGACCCUCCUCCUCCCCCACCAGAGAGGCCUCCCCCAAUCCCACCUGACAAUAGACUGAGCAGACACUUCCAUCAUGGGGAAAGUGUGCCUUCCAGGGACCAGCCAAUGCCUCUCGAAGCCUGGUGCCCUCGGGAAGUGUUUGGGACUAAUCAGGUAGUGGGCUGCCGCAUCCUAGGUGAUGGUUCUCCAAAGCCUGGAAUCACUGCGAACUCCAACAUAAAUGGAAGGCACAGUAGAAUUGGCUCCGACCCAGUUCUUAUGAGGAAACAUAGACGCCAUGAAUUGCCUUCAGAAGGAGCCAAGGUCUUCUCCAAUGGACACCUUGGCAGUGAAGAAUAUGAUGUUCCUCCUCGACUUUCUCCUCCUCCUCCAGUAACUACCCUUCUCCCUAGCGUAAAGUGUACUGGUCCAUUAGCAAACUGUCUCUCAGAGAAAACAAGAGACACAGUAGAGGAAGAUGAUGAUGAAUACAAGAUUCCCUCAUCCCAUCCUGUUUCCCUGAAUUCACAACCAUCUCAUUGUCAUAAUGUCAAACCACCUGUUCGGUCUUGUGAUAAUGGUCACUGUGUAUUGAAUGGAACACAUGGUACAUCUUCAGAGAUGAAGAAAUCAAACACCCCAGAGUUAGGCAUCUAUUUGAAGGGAGAUGUUUUUGAUUCAGCCUCUGAUCCAGUGCCAUUACCGCCUGCCAGGCCUCCAACUCGGGACAACACAAAGCAUUGUUCUUCACUCAACAGGACGCCCUCUGAUUAUGAUCUUCUCAUCCCUCCAUUAGGUGAAGAUGCUUUUGAUGCCCUCCCCCCAUCCCUCCCUCCUCCCCCACCUCCUGCAAGGCACAGUCUUAUUGAACAUCCAAAACCUUCGGGCUCCAGUAGCCGACCUUCCUCAGGACAGGACCUUUUCCUUCUUCCUUCAGAUUCCUUUUUUGACCCAACAAGUGGCCAGGUUCCUUUGCCUCCUGCUAGGAGGCUGCCAGGAGACAAUGUGAAACCCAGCAGGGCCUCCCAGGACUAUGGCCAGCUCCCUUCCUCUUCAGUGGAGGCUGGCAACUCCAAGAUGAGGUGUCUGGUACUUGUAUCUGGAGGGACUUCUUCCUCCUUCAGAGAUGGUUCACAAGCACCAGCCAGACCCCCCAAACCACGACCCCGCAGGACUGCUCCAGAAAUUCACCACAGAAAGCCUCAUGGGCCUGAGGCAGCGCUGGAAAAUGUGGAUGCAAAAAUCGCAAAACUCAUGGGAGAGGGCUAUGCCUUUGAAGAGGUGAAGAGAGCCUUAGAGAUUGCCCAGAAUAAUGUGGAAGUGGCCAGAAGCAUCCUCCGAGAAUUUGCUUUCCCUCCGCCAGUCUCUCCACGUCUGAAUCUAUAGCAGCCAGAACUGCAGACACCAAAAUGUAAAGCAGUAGACAGACAUUCCAGAGGAUGGAACAGAGAGGACUGAGAGGGAGCUCAGGAGCCAUGGCAUCUGGACCUGGGAGGCCGGCCGCUCAGGUUCUCUGGAGACUGUGGCUCCCUGGGAUGGCCACAGCUGUGGCUUCGUGUUUGUGCUAGCCAUACUUCUAAAUCAGGGUCGAACUGACAAAAUAAUUUAAAGACGUUUACUUCCCUUGAACUUUGAAUCUGUGAAAUGCUUUUCCUUGUUUACACAUUGGCAGAGUUGCAGUUUGUUUCUGUUUUUGAUACCUGUACUGUGUUCCUGACGAGCCCUUUGUAGAGUGGUCAGGUCUGCUGUAAUAUUCCCCAUGCCUGCCUCUGCUGUCCAUGGCAGCAGCAAAAUCACCUCUUUAUGUUGCUCUCUUCCCCGGCCCCACCCAAGUCCCCAGGUCCAGGUCCAUUUCUCCCAUUUACACGACACUCUAGUCUGAAGGUUCUGAUUUUUAGUGUUUCAAACUAAUGCAAAAAAUGAAAACAGAAAACUGUGUGGUCCUCACUACUGAGUCAUUUCUUUGGGAGCCAUCACUGUUGAAAGAUGGGAAAAACCUGAAUGUAUAAAGCAUUUAUUUGUCAAUAAACUGCCUUUUAUAAGGGAUUUUUAUAUAAUAUAAAAGAGCUUCCCUUGUUAGUGUAAGUUUUAUACCCUCUAAUUUUCCAUACUCUCCACCCUGUCAUCCCAGGAGUGCCAUGAUGACUGCUGCACAUGUGGGAGUCACACUUGCAUGAGACAGUGCUGUACCACAGAAAUAUGAUGAGAUCCCCUGGCAGUUGUGUCCGCAUCACUUUCAGGCUGGAAAGGGGACCUUCCUUUCAAAAUAUGUUGUUAUACCUUCAGACAGGGUCAUGGGCAUGCCUUCCCAAAGUGGAACAGAGUCCAUUUUCUUUUUGAGUGAUUGCACCCCAGUUCCUCACAGUGUGGGACCUCCUUCCUAAGGCAAUAGAAAUAUGAAAUCUUUGAUGCAUCUUUAAGUGCCAGUGCUGCUGUGGACAUGCUACUUGCAAAACUGUUAGUACUCUUUCCAAUCAAAUUAGGGUUCAUAUUUGCUCUGUGGAUUUUCUAAUCCAUUGCUCUGUGUUACUCCAUCAAAUGAAAGAAGUUAACAUAGUUUUUUCAUGUUUGCAAAAUGAUUGGUUCUUCUGAAACUGUGGUAAUAAAUACCUUUUUAAUCUAAAAACAUCUAUUGACCAUCUACUAUGCUUGGCACUUAGGCACUAUAUAUUUAAAGUGCAAAUUUUCACAAGCUGAUUGUAGUAUACUUAAUGGUUUUGUAUGCAUUUUUUGCUUGUAAAAGUCUCUGAUGGUAAAGAUUGUGAAACUGAUACCAGAGCUUCAGAACUCCAGCAGUUUGUAAUGGAUAAAAAAGGCACAAAACUAUCCCUAUGUAAAAUGCUUGAACCCACAUUUAGGUAGCUUUCUAAAUACAGAUUUAGUUGUGGGUUUAUGCGCAUUUCCACCACUACUUAACUGUGUGUCCAGUGUGACAUAGAGAGACCCCAGAUAAUGAGUCCCUCAUCCUGACUCUAGCGAACAUGACAGAACAUCUGAUAAAGCUGAUGGAACUGGUGUUGUACAAGAUUCAUGAGCACAGCCAAGUUGACCUGGGGAGGGAACUUCGCAAUCUGGCUUCAUAGGAUGAGACAAUACUUGAGGAUUCACAGGUUUUACGUGGUUCAGAUUUGUUCAAAUGACAGUUGCUUGUGCUCCCAGAGGGGGAUUUUUAAUUUUCCCUGGGUACUCUUCCUCUGCAGAGUUACGAUUACAGGUUUUUAGACUUUUUUUUUAAUUGGAUGAUUGUGUGUUGUUUUAUGAACUCCAUGUUAUACCAUCAUAAUUUUUUACUUGUUUUGUAAUUUCUGGUGUCAUAUUGGAACAGCACUCUAUUUUGGAUUUCAUAUGACUUGCCGAUGAUCAGUAGUACAGUCUAAAACCUAAAGUUUCCACUUUCUUGUCAUAACUUUGUUAUAACAUUCUCAAUAGAUUAGGGAGGGGUGUGAAAACAGGAAUAAUAGGACCAUAGCAUAGUCUCUUUUCACUCUUCAGGUCAUGUGAAUUUUUCAGCCAGAAUUUAAAGCAAAGCACAUGAUAAUAUAAUCAAUUUGGGUCUGAGAUUCAGAAAAAAAAAAAAAACUGCAUCUAAACUCCACCAAAAUUUCUUCAUCUUCUAGUCAUUAGCCCAUGCAAUAAAUUAUCAGUGAGUCCCAAGGCAGGGAGUGGAAAGAGGGAACCUACUUAACACAUGAAAACUCACACCACCCAUUGCCUACAGCAGCACACUGGAAAAGAGCUUGUUUAAAGAAAUAAUUGAAAGUAUUUUUUCAGUAUAAAGAGGGUUUACCUGUUAAUUCUUUGAAAUGUUCCAGACUUGGUUCACUAUGAUCCCAAAAGUUAGGUAUUCCUCCCAUUGUCUCAAGAUUUGGAAAUAAAAUUACUCCUGAUCCAGUAUUUAAUAUAAUCCAUAAGUUUAAAGUAAAUCCCGACCAAUUUUAAUACUUGCCUGAAAAUAUGUUCUGUGUAGAAGGACUUAGAGAUUUAUCUUCAGUGAUAUUCCCAGAAUAUCAGAGGUGUGGUUUUGUUUUGGUUUUUUCGUUUGUUUGCUUUUCCCCACUGGAUGAUACCUGAUAAAUCAAGGCCAAAUUUUUUAGUAUCGAAUCCAGGCAUUUGAUGCUUAACUUGAACUUCUGCUACUACAACCUUUAGCCCACCCCUUUCUCCCUUGCCCACAUUUCAGUAGAGCGCUAAUUACAUCCUCAAAAGGUGUGUUCCUUAACUCAGUUUUUCACACACCAAGAUCACAUGCAAAGAAUUCAUAAUUUGAACUUCUUAAUUUUUCACUUCCAGAAACAUUUCUUGCAGAUUGGACAUUACUUUUCUUCUCAGAUUUUCAACUUGAAGCUCUAGUUUGCACUGAAUUAUCUAAUCUGGUUUUAAAAUGUCCCAUCUGGACUAAAUUGGAAGUAAAUUACAGUAUGUUUUAAACAAUAAUACAGAUACUGCCUGUUAACCUGGAAUUUUAGUGCUUCUAGGAAGAGGUUCUAGAAAAAGAUAGGAAUAGCAUGAAAAGGUUUCCUCCCGGCUUCCAUUUUAUUGUUUUUAAAUGCAUUUUUAGCUUGUCUAAUGUGGCAAAAUAGUUAUGUGUCCAAUUAAUUUAUAUUUUAUUCAUUCUUUUUCAAUUCUGGGUAUUAUGUAACCUCAGAUACUUUAUCUGUUCUUUUAAGGUAUUUUAUAAAAUGAUUGCUAACAAGAUGUAGACUUUGUACUUCGUUUUUCAAAUGAGCACAAACAUUUCUAGGAUGUCAUUUUUCUUCAUGUUAUGAAAAAGACACUGAGGAGCUAAUUGGAUCAAACGGCUCAUCAUGUCUAUCCUAGAUGGCUUAGUUACUAAAUACCAAGCCCAUGUGACAUAAAGACAGUCUACUAGGUAACUAUUGUCCUGUCAUAGAACUGAGAGGCAAAGUUUAUAAUUAUAGGUCAUGAAGACCAAUAUCAGGGAAACCAGAUUUGGGAUGAUAACACUAGAUAAUGGGCAAUUCCUGAUCAACAGUAACAUCGUUCUUUAAAAAUCUUUAUUUCUGUAAUCAUUGGUUACCAGCUACUAUGUACUAUGGAGAAGACAGCAGACAUUUAAAAUGGGAAGAGCAGCCAUAUGCAUAGUAGAGGUUUGAUAAGAGCACUGGAUGAGUAAAUACAAAUGCUUACUAAAUCGGUAGGUGGCGUCUGCCAUUAUACUGUACACCAAGUGGGGAGCUUGUUCUCUAUUGAAGAAUCAUAGCAGAAUGUUGUGAAAUUAAUUGGGACAUGCAAGUCUCAUGCAUAGUAAUAAUUAUUCCCUGAAAGCACAUGUGAUGUGAUGAGAUACACAUCAUGAAUUCCAUACAGUAAAUUCUGUGGGUUACCUCACUUUAACUCCUGUA
Nannospalax galili (Upper Galilee mountains blind mole rat) is the source of this 7500-nucleotide messenger RNA. It is a transcript of the gene Cblb, whose product is annotated as Cbl proto-oncogene B. The transcript is spliced from 20 exons. The coding region runs from base 503 to 3523 and encodes 1006 amino acids. Gene Ontology annotation, molecular function: receptor tyrosine kinase binding; phosphotyrosine residue binding; ubiquitin protein ligase activity. Lineage: Eukaryota; Metazoa; Chordata; Mammalia; Rodentia; Spalacidae. Gene Ontology annotation, cellular component: membrane raft; plasma membrane. The record is from RefSeq and is a predicted model, not a curated record. Gene Ontology annotation, biological process: negative regulation of epidermal growth factor-activated receptor activity; cell surface receptor signaling pathway.